AUGUGGAAAGAUAAUGUGAGUGAGAGAAGGAUAUCCAAGAGACUGAAGCUUGUGAAGAGAACAAAGGAGCGGUAUGUACGAAGUGAGGUUCCCUGUGGAUUUGAAUGCUGCGGCGCAGUUCAAAGAAAGAGGAUGCGAGCACCUGUGUUUAUCAUACCUGAUGCAUAUGUUGUGAGCAGAUACUGGGCGUUGUUGCAGAGUGACUAUGUGGAAGCAAUCAUAUGCCAAUCUGUGCUUGAGGAGCUGAGUAUCGACGACAGGAAGAGAUUAAGAGCAUUAAUGAGGGAGAAGCAGUAUAUUUUGUUUUAUGACAAUUUUUGCAAAGACACGAGUGGAAAGGGACUUAUGGGAGUAUUAGAAUACUACGUAAAUCAUGUUAGAGAGUACACAUAUGUUAUUUUGGAUAAGGAUAGCGUUAAAGAAUAUGGGAAGUAUGUGAGUAAGGAUAUUUCUGAUAUGCUGGUGAACGACAAGGAUGAUGAUGGAGAAAAUUAUGAAGAGUAUAAGACGAACCUGGAUGUUUUGUAUGGCUCUGGUGAAGUUUACCGAGGAGUGGUGGAGAUAAGUUUGUAUAAUUGCUACAGUGGUGUGGUAAUUGAUGGAGGAGUGAGAAUCAAUGUGAUUGGGAAAGAAAACAUGAACAGAGCGCUACAUGGAGAUGAAGUGUAUGUAGAAGUGAUAGAUGAGCGUGGAGAUGAUACAAUACUUAUUGAUGAGGAAAUACAAUCACAAGUGAUGAAGAAUGAAUGCGAAGCUGAAGAAAAGAUAGAAGUAAAUGCACUAGCGAAUAUGCUAGAUAAUAAUAGAGAGUUGUAUGGAAAAAUUGUAGGGAUAUACAAGAGGAAGACUAGAUCAGUUAUUGGAAGUGUGCCUAAUGAUAUUGAUUGCAAGAUUAGAUCUCAAUAUGUACUUAUGAUUCCUAUUGAUAGAAGGAUGCCAACAAUAAGAGUCAGGACCUUGGAUGCACAGAAACUGAAAGGUAAGAGACUCUGUGUAGAGAUUGAUACUUGGGAAAACACAAGUAAGUAUCCGAGUGGAUGUUAUUACAGGGAGUUGGGUGAUGUAGGAGAUAAGGAUGUUGAGAUAGAGUCUUUACUUCUUGCGAAUAGAAUAACUUACUAUGGAAAGAGUUGGGAUGAUUUUGAUGUAGAUUUGAAUGCAUUUAAUGAAUGCGAAAGCAUGAAAAGGAUAAAUGAAGAGGUGAUGAAAGGAUUGAGAGAAGAUUUCCGGAAUUUUCUUGUGUUGAGCAUUGAUCCACCUGGAUGCACUGAUAUUGAUGAUGCGCUUCAUUCACGCAACCUUGCAAAUGGAAACAUAGAAGUGGGAGUGCACAUUGCAGAUGUAACGUUUUAUGUUGGCAAAGGAAGUGGUCUUGAUGAAGUUGCAAAGGAUAGAUGUACAAGUGUAUAUCUGCCAGAAAUGAGGAUUGAUAUGCUUCCGGCGGUUCUCAGCACGAAUCUAUGCAGCUUGGUUGAGGGAAAAGAGCGAGCAGUAUUUUCUGUGGUCUGGGAAGUCUCUAUGUCCGGAGAGAUCAUUAGCACACGGUUCUGUAGGUCUGUAAUAAAGUCAAGGAGAGCUAUGAGCUAUGAGGAAGCGAACAAUAUAAUUAAUGAAAAGAGAAUGAAAGGUAAUGAAAUACAAGAAACUCUUAACAGACUGAAUGGAAUAAGCAAGAUACUGAGGAAGAAAAGAUUUGAGAAGGGAUCUUUAGAUAUGAGCACAAGAGAUGUAGUGUUUAGAGAUGGGAAGCUUGAGUUUAAGGAGAGCUAUGAAACAAAUCUUCUUGUUGAGGAGCUGAUGAUACUUGCAAACAUAUCGACUGCAAUGUUUACAUAUCACUACUAUCCUGAAGCAUCUUUAUUGCGAAGACAUCCGCCUCCAAAUUCAGUUCCUCUAGGCUUUCAUAUUGACGCAUCGUCUGUAAAAGCAUUGAAUGAGUCGAUAUUAAGAUUGGAUGAGAAUCACAGGGAGAUGGCAAAGCGAACACUGAUCCGAUCUAUGAAUCAAGCAGUGUAUUUCUUAUCAGGUGAUGUAAGGAGUUUCCAUCACUAUGGAUUGGGUACAGACAUGUACACGCACUUCACAUCACCAAUACGAAGAUAUGCAGAUAUUGUUGUUCACAGGAUUCUUGGCCAUAUUCUCAGCACAUCUGAGCAGGUUGGAGAGAAUAUCAGCGGGCUUGGAAGAGUAGAAUUUACGCCAAUAGCACGACAAGAAGAGAAGGAAGAUGAUGUGUUUGCUGAUGAGAAGUCUUGUAACAAUAUGAACCGAAGACAUCGCUCAGCACAGAGGGCGUCCUGGGAAUGCGAGAAGUUGGCAAUAUACAUGGCUCUUAGAGACGCUGAACCGACUUUAGAUGGAUAUAUCACAGGGAUCAGAUCAAACGGAGUGAUUAUUUAUGUUCCUGAUUACAACAUAGAAGAAGCUGUACUCUGCAGCACACAACUGCGCAUGUUUGAAGCUGUGCGUGUCCGUGUGAUGCAGAAUGACCAGAUGUUCUUUUUCCACAGGAGGUUUUCACUAAAGCUAGUUGAUUAG
Molecule: messenger RNA, 2538 nt
Organism: Ordospora colligata OC4
Lineage: Eukaryota; Fungi; Microsporidia; Ordosporidae
Product: exoribonuclease R
Exons: 1
Coding region: 1-2538 (845 amino acids)
Cellular component (GO): exosome (RNase complex)
Molecular function (GO): 3'-5'-RNA exonuclease activity; RNA binding
Source: RefSeq, a predicted model, not a curated record